UCCUGGUCCUGGCUCUAGUUGAUCUCUCUCUCUCUCUCUCUCUACACCAAUGAAGAGGGACAAACUAGAACGCCUAACACCUUCAGGUUCCAGGCUCUUCAAUUUCGGAUCGUGUCACCAUAGCAUUAUCAUUUAUUUGCUCAUCUUGGGAUCCGUUUUAGUCAUUGGAAUUUCAGUCAGUUUCUACACGAGAGAUUUUCCCGUAAAAUUUCUGCAAAAACAGUUCGCCGUCCAAUUCUUUCUUGCUGCCCCACCGCCACCUCAAAUCCUGCCGGAAAAGCCGCUUCUUCCACCGCCCCCGCUGCCACCCGAAAAUUUGUCAGCAGAACAAAAUCAAACAAUAGAGCCAACCUCUCAAAUUUUUCCAACAAUGACAGACCCUGUACCAACAGCAACUGAUCCUCACACAAACGACGAGCCGAAAACGGCCGGCCCGCGAAUCGGGUUGAAGGAGUAUUUGAAACCGCCGGAAGCCAUGCACGACAUGAACGACAAGGAGCUGAUGUGGAGAGCUUCAAUGGCUCCUCGGAUUCGACAAUUUCCGUUCAAUCGGACUCGGAAGGUUGCAUUCAUGUUUCUGACGAGAGGGUAUUUGCCGUUGGCUCGUCUGUGGGAGAGAUUCUUCGAAGGGAACGAAGGUUUUUUCUCCAUUUACGUGCAUGCGUUGCCAUCUUUCAAUGGAACAGUGUCCGAAGAAUCUGUGUUUCAGGGACGAAGAAUCCCAAGUAAGGAAGCAGAAUGGGGGAAGGCAAACAUGGUGGAGGCGGAGCGCCGGCUACUAGCGAACGCAUUGCUCGACUUCUCAAACGAAUGGUUUGUACUUCUCUCAGAAGCAUGCAUUCCCCUUUUCAACUUCUCCACCGUCUACUCCUACUUGAUGAGCUCUACCAAAACCUUCGUGGAGCUCUACGAUAUGCCGGGCCCAGUGGGCCGCGGCCGCUACAACCGCAAAAUGCGGCCCGCCAUUUCCCUCCGGCAAUGGCGAAAGGGUUCCCAGUGGUUCCAGAUCGACCGUGACCUCGCUCUCGAAGUCGUCUCCGACCAAAAAUACUUCCCGGUGUUCAAAAAGCACUGCAAGCCGCCAUGCUACUCCGACGAACACUACUUGCCAACGUUGAUCAGCAUCAAGUCCCGGAGGAAGAAUUCGAACAGGACUUUGACGUGGGUUGAUUGGUCCAAAGGUGGGCCUCAUCCCGCUAAGUUUUACAGAACGGAGGUUACGCCAGAGUUGUUGAACAAGAUGAGGAGAAGCGAAGAGGAGUGUUUGUACAAUGGGGAGUUGACCAGUGUGUGCUACAUGUUUGCGAGGAAGUUCUUGCCUAGCACCCUUAGUAGACUCUUGUUGUUUGCUCCAGAUGUGCUCAAGUUCUAAGCUAGCUAGAACUAGCCCUAUCAAGCUAGCUACUUGUAGCUUUAGAUUUCAGUCUUCUUUACUUUUAUUUCUUUGGUUUAUUAGCCAUAAUGUACACAUGCUAAUUCUUUUUACUUUAA
Molecule: messenger RNA, 1491 nt
Organism: Diospyros lotus (date-plum)
Lineage: Eukaryota; Viridiplantae; Streptophyta; Magnoliopsida; Ericales; Ebenaceae
Product: glycosyltransferase BC10-like
Exons: 2
Coding region: 50-1372 (440 amino acids)
Cellular component (GO): membrane
Molecular function (GO): glycosyltransferase activity
Source: RefSeq, a predicted model, not a curated record